This is a messenger RNA of Penaeus vannamei (Pacific white shrimp), 2324 nucleotides long. Lineage: Eukaryota; Metazoa; Arthropoda; Malacostraca; Decapoda; Penaeidae. The record is from RefSeq and is a predicted model, not a curated record.
AUGCGCUCUGUCCCCCGCCGGCCCACUCCACCCGCCUUCAACACGCCCUUUACACCUCAACAGCUCUUGGCAUUUAGGACCUUCAAUUCCACACUUAAACGGUAUUGUAGGAUAGAAAUAGGCGUAGUGGACGACUCUCAGAAGUCGUACCAGGAGGCUUUCGACAUCGCCAAGGCAGAGAUGCAGCCCACCCACCCCAUCAGGCUGGGUCUGGCGCUCAACUUCUCCGUCUUCUUCUACGAGAUCCUCAACUCGCCUGAUAAGGCUUGUCAGCUAGCGAAACAGCCUGCAUUGCUUGUUCUUCAAGUUGUGGUUGACGACUCCCAGAAGUCGUACCAAGAAGCCUUCGACAUCGCCAAGUCAAAGAUGCAACCCACCCACCCCAUUAGGUUGGGUCUUGCCCUCAACUUCUCGGUGUUCUACUACGAGAUCCUCAACUCUCCUGACAGAGCGUGUCACUUAGCCAAGCAGGCAUUCGACGACGCUAUUGCGGAGUUGGAUACGCUAAAUGAAGACUCGUACAAGGAUUCUACGCUCAUAAUGCAGCUCUUGCGAGAUAACUUGACACUUUGGACGAGUGACACGCAGGGCGAAGGAGACGAGGCUAAUGAGGGCGACCAAAACUGAUGAACGCAACCCCUUUUAGCAGGCUCCACUCGACCCUCCACACUCCUACCUACCAGUCAUGAUGCCUGAAGGGUCGACCAUUCCUCACAGCUCACUCUUCACACCGCCAGCGUGGCUACAGUAGUCGAGGCUACGGCUGGGCGCUCCUCAGUGACGCUACGCUCACCACCUCGAUACUCCCGGCCGCCUCACCACCGCAUCAACGGUCGUCCCUCGGCCUCUCUGCUGCCUCAAAUGAACAUCACCUCGAGGAAGUCAAAUCUCGAGUAGACAUCAAUUCUUUCCCAGUGCAUUUGUGACUCACCAUUGAGGAGCAGUCCCGGCUGUUAGGUUAACAAUCGUGCACAGGCUACCCGGCGAGUGUGAUUGUCGCAGCUCUUUGCCACCAUCUCGAAAGAGACUGUGAAGUGAAUAUGACAGUGGGAUCUUCUCUCUGGAACAACGUUGAGAGACAAUUUUGAUAGUGUGAAAUCAACGCUUGGGUCGGCUGGUCGUUUCUAAUGGGGCGGCCAGCCAGACUGCAUUACUUAUUACUGCUAAAUGAACCACUUAGCAUUUUGUACUUCCCAUGGGGUCGGGCUCCCUCGGUCCCGCCUCUUUGUAUGUAACGUUGCGUACCGACAGUCAAGAGGACAAACCAACAAGUAUGAAGAGAUUGUUACUGUAUUAACCGGUGGAUCAUGUGGUUGUAGCAAGAAAGAUUAUCUCCUUGAUUUGGAUAAAAUUUGACCACAGAGCUAAAUCGAUAAAGAAAUUUUUUUGAAGAUAAAUAAGAUAUUCGCCUUUAAUGUUACAGCCCAUGAACACACUGUACGUUUAAGAUUAAUACUGUAUUACUUAUUGGUUUAUUAGAUGUGACCCCUUCAAAAUUAAGCUGAUUUUCUGUUAUGUCGUGGCCAGUUGGUGUCUACAAGAUCAAUAAUAAUGCGGUAGAUAUUGACUUUGUUGGAUGUAAGCAUGGAGUAAUGAUGGAAAAUGAUUACUUUAUUUUCAUUUUUUUCACGUCGCUUUUGAGAAUGAUCGGCGGUCAGGUGAGUCAGAACAGGCAUGGGAAGCAAUAUUGAUUAGAAUAACUUUCACCACAAGGGCGGGAUUCAAUUGGCUACUCAUUUUACCAUCUUCAAAUAGACCCCAUUGGCCAAAAAAAUAUCCGAAAUUGGACUACCAUCACCAACAGGGGAGAGCAUGAUAAAAAGGUAAUAGCGGUAACACUCACGCCAGUCAUCCCACCUCUCCUGACGCCGAGAGUUCUCAUUUGCUUUAUUUGAAGACCAGUGAACUGAGGAGCUUUGUUUUCUCUGGGUUUGUACUUAUAAUCACGAUGAUUUGUAAUAGGCAGAGCACCCAGCGAGGGAGGGAGAAGUACUAUCAGUGCAUCUCUCUAUUGCCUAGCCAACGGUAUUCAGUAAAAUAAAAUAUAAAAAAACAAUGAAUGGUAUUAGAUAUUUCUCAUUCAUUUUGUCAUCAGCAUUAAUGGUAACCAAACACCUCCCCCGUAACAAUUAAUAUUGGUCAAAUCUAAAACAAUAAUAGUCACAACCAUCUGUGCUUGAAAUUGACUGCCAAAUGUGAAAUGUAUUAAGAAAGCGUAAAAUGUUUUGGUGGUAGUUUAGGUCGUCAAAAUUUAACUUUAAAAAAUUCUCGCCCCUUUGUCAAAAUUGCUUUCCUAAAUCAACGUAAUAAACGUUUCAUAUAUA